AUGAAUGAAAUUAUUCAACUAAAUUUUUCUUCAAGUACUCGAUCAACUCGAUAUAUUUUUCAAUUUAUUAUUCUUAUUCUAUUUAUUUCUAUUCUUACAUUUAUUGGUCAGAAAUGCAAUUCUCUUCGAAUAUUAACUCGUCCGUAUUCACAAUUCUCUCGCUUGAUCGUAUCGAUUGGUAUUAUUGGUCUUAUUCUUGAUGAUUUACUUGCUAUUAAUGGUAUAACACAUGGAAUAUGGUGUUCUAUUCAUCAAAUAUUUCUUCAUUUUUUACUGAUGCUUAUUCUAGCAGGUCGUCUCUUACCUGAUGUCUAUGAAUAUACAAAUCAACAUUAUCAUCAAUACGAUUCUAAUAAAUUAAAAUCUUUUUCCAUACUUAGUUUUCUUAUUUUACUUUGUAUUCAAUCGUUCAUUUCUCUGAAAUGGCUAUGGAAUAAUCAUUACUAUUUAUCAAAUGAUGAAUGGAAUCCACCAGUUUUAUGUCAAAGUUACAUUUGUCCUCAAUUACUUAUAUUCAUUCUUCAUCUAGUCGAUUUAAUAGUUACUAUUCAAUCCAUACGUCAUCCAUUUGUUCUCGAUGACAUUAAUCCCAUGUCAUCAAUAGUAUUUAUCGAUAAGAAAUUCUGUCAACUAAAUAGUAUUCUAAUACGUUCAUUCUAUUUUACGAGCACAUACAUUCUUCGUGUGAUGUUUCUACCCGGGCAAUUUUCAGCUACGUUCUAUAGUGGAAUAUUAAUUAUUGAAUAUCUACUGAAAUAUUUAAUUAUUAUCUACCAUUCAAAUUUAAAAUAUGAAAGUAAUAUUGAUAAUAUGAAUGGAAUGAAUAAUACAGGAUAUUUACGUAUAAAAACUGAUGAUCUUAAUGAUGAUUCACGUUUGCUCAAUAAUAUUGACUGA
Rotaria socialis is the source of this 897-nucleotide messenger RNA. The record is from the annotation of a GenBank genome assembly. NCBI's taxonomy places the organism in Eukaryota, Metazoa, Rotifera, Eurotatoria, Philodinida, Philodinidae.